Clarias gariepinus (North African catfish) is the source of this 2242-nucleotide messenger RNA. Its product is annotated as beta-galactosidase-1-like protein 2. Lineage: Eukaryota; Metazoa; Chordata; Actinopteri; Siluriformes; Clariidae. Bases 173 to 2077 code for a protein of 634 amino acids. Gene Ontology annotation, cellular component: vacuole. Gene Ontology annotation, molecular function: beta-galactosidase activity. The record is from RefSeq and is a predicted model, not a curated record. The transcript has 19 exons. Gene Ontology annotation, biological process: carbohydrate metabolic process.
UCUCUAGGAAACAAGCGCAAUUUAAUGCCUGUGGUUUUGUUAUUAUUUUUAUUAUUAUUUUGCUGUGCAUUGAAGAUGAAAAGAUAUUUCUCGGGGGUGUAUAAAUAAAUAAGCAAACGUCUAAAGUAUUAAAGUAUUUUCUGUGCAUAAAGAAUUGCUGACUUUCAGCCCCAUGAUGAUUUUAAGCGUCAGGAGCGUGCACCGGCGCCGGCUCGCGCUGCUGUUCCUGAGUAUCACCGGGAUCAUCAUUUACCGGCACUUCAGUGGACAGCCAGAAAAGGUGAAGCUCAACAGGAAACAUGGCUUAGCGCUGAACUCUUCCCAGUUCAUGCUGGGUGGCGAGGUGUUCCGCAUCCUCGGGGGUUCCCUUCACUAUUUCCGUGUUCCUCGGGCCUACUGGAAGGAUCGCAUGAUGAAGAUGAAGGCUUGUGGCCUCAACACUCUAACAACAUACGUUCCAUGGAACCUGCACGAGCCUGAACGAGGGAGCUUCCAGUUCAGUGAAGGUCUGGAUCUGGAGACGUUUCUUCUCCAGGCGGCUGAUCUGGGGCUCUGGGUUAUCCUUCACCCGGGUCCCUACAUCUCCUCAGAGCUGGACCUCGGAGGAUUGCCCAGCUGGCUGUUACGAGACAAGGAUAUGAAGCUUAGGACGACGUACUCCGGGUUCACGCAGGCCGUCGAAGCUUUUCUGGACAAGCUCAUCCCCAAAAUCGUGCCUUUACAGUUCAGGAAAGGCGGCCCGGUCAUCGCCGUGCAAGUGGAACAUGAAUAUGGGUCGUACGCAGAGGACAGGAAGUACAUGGCGUUUCUGAAAGAGGCUCUCGAGUCGAGGGGCAUCAGCGAGCUUCUCCUCACAUCAGACAGCCAUGAGGGCUUAAAGAGUGGCGGAGUGAACGGAGUCCUCAGGACUCUGAAUCUGCGGAAACUAAAUCACGAAGACAUCAAGUAUCUGGAUCAUGUGCAGCCAAACAGUCCUGUUUUAAUUACGGAAUACUGGACCGGACGCUUUGACGGAUGGGGAGAUCUGCAUCACAUAUUUCCAGUAGAAGACAUGGUUGCAGUGGUUCGAGAGGUGUUGCGGCGUGGCAUGUCCAUCAACCUGCACAUGUUCCACGGAGGAACAACCUUUGGCUUCAUGACUGGCGCUGUGGCGAAGCCCUCAUACAAGGCUCUAAUCCCGAGCUAUGACUAUGAUGCACCUUUGUCCGAGGCCGGCGAGUAUACACCAAAAUACCACCUGUUGAGAGAACUCCUCAGUCGAUACAGUAGAGCUCCUCAGCCGGAUAUGCCGGCUCUGCGCUGGAAGGAAAGCUACGAGGCAGCCAUCAUGUACCGACACCUGUCCUUAUGGGACGCUCUGCCCCUCACACAUGAGCCUUUUAAAUCCAGAACGCCUGUUAAUAUGGAGAAUCUUCCUGUGAACAAAAAAAACGGACAAGCAUACGGAUACACGCUGUACGAGACCACCAUCACCACCGGAGGCUUCUUAAAAUCCGGAAACAACAUCCGAGACCGAGCACUGGUGUUUGUGAACAGAGGCUUCAUUGGCACUUUUGACUACAAGAACACGGAGUUGGCCAUCUCUGAGGGGAAGGAGGCUCGAACGUUGAGUUUGCUGGUGGAAAACUGCGGAAGAGUACACUUUGGUCACACCAUGGACGAUCAACGCAAAGGUAUUGUCGGAGACAUUUUGCUGAACAACAUGCCUCUAAGAGAGUUCACAAUUUACAGCCUGGAUAUGACACGCAACUUCAUCGACAGUUUAUACAGCGCUCCGUGGAAGUCUCUCCCUCAGAAGCCGAGCUUUCCGGCGUUUCUCCAGGGAAGACUGUUCGUGGAUGGAUAUCCGAGCGACACCUUCGUUAAGCUGCCCAGCUGGAGCAGAGGCGUGAUCUUCGUCAACAGCCAGAACGUCGGGCGUUAUUGGCAGGUCGGCCCCCAGCAGGCGCUCUACAUCCCGGGGCCUUUCCUCAACAGCGGAAUCAACCAAGUCACUGUGUUUGAGGAAGAGGAAGCUGAUUUUAAACUCCAGUUUGAAACCUCUCCUGAUCUGGGAAUGACUGUCGACAUUCAGUGACGAUGGACUCAUACAGGUUUCCCCAAAGCGUACGUCGAAACAAGGAAACGCAAACAAUGUUCCCGUGCUCAAUGUAUUUUAGUGACGCAGCGUGGGUAUCACUGUUAACUAUUAUAAAAGUCUCUCAAACCUCAAGCUCCUCAUGUGAAAAACGAAUGUUCUGAC